Molecule: messenger RNA, 2445 nt
Organism: Chinchilla lanigera (long-tailed chinchilla)
Lineage: Eukaryota; Metazoa; Chordata; Mammalia; Rodentia; Chinchillidae
Biological process (GO): DNA integration
Molecular function (GO): nucleic acid binding; RNA-DNA hybrid ribonuclease activity
Source: RefSeq, a predicted model, not a curated record
AUGAAGUGCAUUAUAAUAUGGUAUACUGUGUUGGACCUGAAAGAUGCUUUCUUUUGUAUUCCUCUGUCUAUUGUUUCUCAGGAUUUAUUUGCCUUCAAAUGGGAGGAUCCUGAGGGGGGACGCAAAUGCCAGCUGACGUGGACACGAUUACCACAAGGAUUCAAGAACUCACCCACCAUCUUUGGGGAGGCACUGUCAAAGGACCUGGUACCCUUUGGUGAAAAUAACCCCAAUGUCUCCCUUCUACAAUAUGUAGAUGACUUGUUGCUAGCUGCAGAAACUCAGGAGGCGUGUGAGGAUGGGACAAAGAGGCUGUUAGAACUACUACAGGAUAAGGGAUAUCGAGUCUCUAAGAAAAAUGCUCAGGUAUGUGUUCAAACUGUGAAGUUCCUGGUGUUCACAUUGAAAGGGGGAACCCAUUCCCUCUCAGCCUCUCGGACCCAGGCUAUCCAGGGGCUGAAGGAGCCAAGGAACCGAAAGGAGUUACGAAAAUUCUUGGGAACGGUGGGGUACUGCUGUCUAUGUGUGCCAAACUUUGGUACUAUUGCCAAACCCCUAUAUGAAGCCUUGAAAGGGGGCAAUAACCUUCCCUUGGACUGGACUCAGAACGGGAAAAAGACAUUUGAUGACUUAAAGAGGGAGCUACUGAGUGCUCCUGCUUUGGCUUUGCCAGACAUUACAAAGCCCUUUCAGUUGUUCAUACACGAGAGGGAAGGGAUUACAAGGGGAGUUCUGACUCAGACUUUAGGGCCGUGGAGGUGCCCAGUGGCAUAUUUGUCGAAAAGACUGGACUAUGUGGCAGUCGGAUGGCCAACCUGUUUGUGAGCUGUUGCAGCUGCUGCUGUCCUGGUUAAGGAAGCUGAUAAAUUAACCUUGGGACAGAAGUUGAGUGUGUUUGUGCCCCAUGGAGUGGAGACCCUACUGUUUGUGGAUGGAAGCAUGGAUGCCACGCUCUUCACAGACGGAGACAACUAUCUCCAUGAAGGUACUCAAGUGUCGGGGGUGGCGGUCACUACUGAAACUGAGGUCAUUUGGGCAGAGCCCCUAGAAGCUCACACCUCUGCACAAAAGGCUGAACUUGUAGCCUUGACUCAGGCCCUAAAAUGGGCCAAAGACAAGACUGUCAAUAUCUAUAUGGACAGUAGAUAUGCCUUUGCCACUCUACAUGUCCACGGGGCCAUUUAUAAAGAACGAGGCCUGUUAACCUUGGAGGGAAAAGCCAUCAAAAAUGCCUCCAAAAUUUUGGACUUGCUAGCGGCUAUUUGGGAGCCCAAGAAGCUUGCAGAUUUAUUUGCUCAAGGGAACCAACUGGCAGACUCUACUGCCAAACAGAUUGCGCUAAAAUCAGUGGGGUCCACUGUGUUGGCUGUAGUUACUCUCCCCCCACCUUGGCUGGAUACUCCAGUUUAUUCUGAUUCAGACAUAAAAAACACUUGGGGCCCAGAUACUACGAGAGACUCAUCACAAGCCAUGCAUUUAGGGGGAACUAAACUUGCUCAAUUGCUCCGGAAAACUUACUUUAUUCCUAAUCUUAUAGCCAAAGCCAAGGACAUUAGUCUAAGAUGCCCCCACUGUGCUCAAGUAAAUCCCAAGGGCAAAUCAUCUGGUGAUCCCCCUCAACAACGACAGAGAGGACAAAAUCCAGGAGAACAUUGGGAGACUUUCACUGAGAUGGGUCCUGGACGCCAUGGAUACAAAUAUCUACUGAUCCUAGUGGAUACUUUUAUGGGAUGGCCUGAGGCCUUUACUACAAGGACUGAAUUGGCUUUGAUUGUAACCAACAAAUUGCUGUCUGAGAUUGUGCCUUGAUUUGGUCUGCCUUUAGUAAUGGGGUCCGAUAAUGGUCCUGCUUUCAUAGCUCAGAUAACCCAAAAUUUAGCUGAGUGUUUACAGGUUGAUUGGAAGCUCCACUGUGCCUACCGGCCUCAAAGUUCUGGACAGGUAGAACGUAUGAAAAGAACCAUCAAGGACACAGUUUCCAAGAUGGCUCUGGAGUCUGGUGAAAACUGGGUGAGUCUCCUACCUUUUGCCCUCCUGUGUGCUCGGUGCACCCCCUACAUCCAGGGUAUUACCCCCUUUGAGACUAUGUAUGGGAGACACCCCCUCUGGUACCCAAGCUCCAUAAUGUCCAUUCUGAAACCAUACGUAACCAAGACCUCAUUAAGUCCCUCCAGGUUCUACAGCCAGUGCUUCAAGAGGCUCAUCGCCUCUUCAGAGAACAUCAUCAAUGGAAUACUGACCAACUGGACUCCCCACCCAUUGCAAAGCCCUCUGAAUCAAGGAUUUGAUUCCCUCCUAAAAUCAUCCAGAACAUUUGGAGGUCCCACCGAGAUGCCCUAUAGGGGGCGCUAUCGAGCCGGAUCACUUUACCCCCGGCAGCCACCUGUCAGGGGGCUUAUCAAGAAGAUGUGCCUCGACCCCGACGGGCUUCCCUGCCUAGGGUAA